This is a messenger RNA of Hevea brasiliensis (rubber tree), 2628 nucleotides long. RefSeq names its product putative receptor protein kinase ZmPK1. Gene Ontology annotation, biological process: protein phosphorylation; recognition of pollen. The coding region runs from base 123 to 2513 and encodes 796 amino acids. Gene Ontology annotation, molecular function: protein serine/threonine kinase activity; ATP binding. The transcript has a single exon. The record is from RefSeq and is a predicted model, not a curated record. NCBI's taxonomy places the organism in Eukaryota, Viridiplantae, Streptophyta, Magnoliopsida, Malpighiales, Euphorbiaceae.
AUAUAUGAAUUUUGCAAAUACUUCAGGGUCAUAAUUGUACAUUACUGCCAUUUUUAUUAAUUAUAAAUACAUGCACGGAGCACAGAGAAAAGUCAGGUAAUUGUUUGAAUUUCCACAAACUCAUGGCAAUAAUACCUUUGCUUGCUCUGCCUUUGAUUUUAUACUCUCCAUCAUUGUCUUCAGCAUCUGAUAGUCUAACCAAAGGCUCAUCUUUAUUAGUGGAGAACACAAACGAUCUUUUGAUUUCACCAAGGGGCACUUUCAUUGCCGGAUUCUUCCCCGUCGGUGAUAAUGCUUACUGCUUUGCCAUAUGGUUUGAUGAACCUUUCUGCAAUAACAAUUGCACUAUAGUUUGGAUGGCAAACCGUGACCAACCAGUUAAUGGGAAACGUUCCGCGCUCUCUCUGCUAAAAUCUGGUAAUCUUAUCUUAACUGAUGCUGGUCGAAUCACAGUUUGGGCUACGGACACAGUUUCAGAAUCUUCAGUGCACUUACAACUUCAGGAAAGUGGCAAUCUUGUACUGAACAACUCGGAAGGAGAUAUUCUUUGGCAAAGCUUCGAUUUCCCCACGAAUACUCUCCUUCUGCUUCAGCCACUAAGCAAAGAUAAGCAGCUUGUCUCCUCAAGAAGUCAAACCAACUAUAGUUCAGGAUUCUACAAGCUUUUGUUCGACAAUGAUAACGUUCUCCAUCUUCUUUUUGCUAGUCCAAGUAUCACAAGCCUUUACUGGCCAGAUCCUGAGCUCUUGGUCUUUGAAGCUAAAAGAUCUACUUACAACAACAGUAGAAGGGCUUAUUUUGAUCCUUUGGGCAAUUUCAGUUCAUCAGAUAAGUUCUUUUCUAAGUCAGCGGAUUAUGGAGCUAACUUCCAAAGAAGAUUGACGAUAGAUAGCGAUGGAAAUCUUCGAUUGUACAGUCGAGAAGAUAAACGAGAAGCGUGGACUGUUUCAUGGCAGGCCAUAUCUCAACCCUGCAGUAUUCAUGGGAUUUGUGGACCAAAUAGCGUCUGCAACUAUGUUCCUAGUUCUGGUAGGAAUUGUUCCUGCCUCCGGGGAUUCAAGAUGAAGGAUGUAACUGACUGGUCUUUGGGAUGUGAGCCAGAAAUCAAGCUUUGUUUAACAAAUGAGACCAAUUUCCUUAGACUAACUAAUGUGCAAUUUUAUGGGUAUGACUAUGGCUUCUAUCCGAAUUACACCUUAGAUAGGUGUAAAGAAGUAUGCUCCCAAAGAUGUGAUUGCCCUGGGUUCCAAUUCAGAUUCAGCAAGCAUGGUAAUCCGAAUAACACUCCUUAUUGUUUUGUGAAGUUCCGGUUGCUAAACGGGUUUCGUUCGCCGAGUUUUGAAGAUGAUUUUUACUUGAAAGUGCCGAUAACAAGUCCCUACCCUGCACCGGUGGAAGAAUCAAGGUUACAUUGCGCAGUUGAAAUUACCAAGCUAGACAGAGUGUAUACAAAAAUCCCUGAAAAUGGAACACUAAAGUUUCUGCUUUGGUUUGCUUCGAUUGUUGGAGCAAUUGAGUUCACUGGUAUUUUCUUGGUAUGGUGUUUCUUGAUGAGAACACACCAGACCUCCGUCGUAGUUAAGCAAGAUUACCUUCAAGUUGCAACUGGCUUUAGAAAAUUCACCUACACCGAGCUGGAAAAGGCAACCCAUGGUUUCCGUGAAGAAAUUGGAAGAGGAGCAGGAGGAAUUGUUUACAGAGGAGUACUAUCUGAUCAUAGAAUUGCAGCAGUAAAGCGACUGACCGAUGAAGCUAGCCAAGGUGAAGCGCAGUUUCGGGCCGAAGUUAGUGUGAUUGGGAAGCUUAAUCACAUGAACCUGAUAGAGAUGUGGGGAUAUUGUGCGGAGGGAAAGCACAGGCUUGUGGUUUACGAGUGCAUGGAGCAUGGAUCCUUGGCAGAUAAUCUCUCUUCUAACACUCUUGAUUGGAAGCAGAGGUUUAACAUUGCCUUAGGUGUAGCCAAAGGCCUUUCCUAUUUACAUGAAGAGUGCCUGGAGUGGGUUCUACACUGUGAUAUAAAGCCUCAAAACAUACUGCUAGACCUUGGUUACCAGCCAAAGGUGUCAGAUUUUGGCCUGUCUCAUCCACUGAAAACAGAUAGCCAUGGAAUUUCAAGGCUUUCAAGGAUUAGAGGUACUAGAGGUUACAUUGCUCCAGAGUGGGUUUUGAAUCUGCCCAUCACUUCCAAGGUGGAUGUUUAUAGCUAUGGAAUGGUCUUAUUGGAGAUGGUAACUGGUAAAAGCCCAACAGCAGAUAUAGAGGACAGAAGACUGGUUACAUGGGUAAAAGAAAAUAUUAAAGGAGCUUCUGCAAUGGAUUUGAGUAUGGAAAAGAUUGUAAACCCUGAUGUGGAAGGAAAUUAUGACAAGACCCAGAUGAAAAUUCUUGUUGGGGUGGCUUUAAAAUGUGCAAAUGAAGACAAAGAUACGAGACCCACCAUGAGACAAGUUGUUGAGAUGCUUCUGCAAUAUGAGAAGCAUAACUCUGAAUCUGUUGAAUUCACCAUUGAAUAGUGAAAUGGAAGUCCAGAAGGAUUUCCCUUUCAAUUUUAUUUCCUUGGAGACAAAUGAAUCUAAUUGUGUCCAAGUUUGGCUAGAAUAAGUUUUGCUGGUUUAUGAAAUAAACGUG